Molecule: messenger RNA, 1806 nt
Organism: Penicillium expansum
Lineage: Eukaryota; Fungi; Ascomycota; Eurotiomycetes; Eurotiales; Aspergillaceae
Product: Major facilitator superfamily domain, general substrate transporter
Exons: 2
Coding region: 1-1806 (601 amino acids)
Biological process (GO): transmembrane transport
Molecular function (GO): transmembrane transporter activity
Source: RefSeq, a predicted model, not a curated record
AUGGCUGUAAGAAAGCGCUUUGUCAACCCAUUUGCGCGCAGGGCAUCUGCGGAGGAGCUACCAGCGACUGGUGCACCCGAUAUGGAGGCUUCUGCCGACUCCAAAUUUGCCUCGGAAAAAUCGCAUGAGACCGAUCAGGCCUCGUUAGAUACCGAAAUCGUUGACCAAAAGGCGCAGUCUGGGACUCAGAAGGCGCAGGCAAGCACCCAAGCCUGGACAAAGAACACUUUGAUCGCAGCUUAUGCUCUUGUCUGGGUCGUCAACUUUCUAGAGUACUUCAGCUCCGGAUUGCUCAGCUCCCUAUCCCCAUAUAUCUAUAGUGGGUUCGAGCUACACUCCUUGACGGGUCUUACUUCCGUCAUCGCUUCGUUGAUCUCCGCUCUAAUCAAGUUCCCCUAUGCGAAACUCAUGGAUAUCUGGGGUCGGCCUCAGGCCUUUGGAGUCGGCGUCGGAUUUUUGACUCUCGGACUAAUCAUGAUGGCCGCCUGCAAGAAUGUGCAAACGUAUUGUGCUGCUCAAGUCUUCUACCAGACUGGGUUCAGCAUGAUCGAUUUCUCCAUGACUAUUUUCAUUGCUGAUACUACAGCUUUGAAGAACCGGGCUUUCUGGAUUGCUUACGCCGCUUCUCCGUAUCUCAUCACACCUUGGAUCUACGGUUAUGCUGCCAAUCAGAUCCUCGCCCCGGGCGGCAUCGGGUAUCGAUGGGGCUUUGGUGUCUUUGCCAUCAUUAUGCCCAUUAUCAGUACUCCGCUCUGGGGUCUGUGGUAUUAUACCCAGAAAAAGGCCGAAAAGAUGAACUUGACGGAGAAGAAGAACAGUGGACGAACUCUCUGGCAGUCUAUCUCCUUUUACUGCAUUGAGUUUGAUGUCAUUGGCCUGCUUAUCAUCGCCACGGGCUUUUCUCUCUUCCUGUUGGCGUUCAACCUAUACUCUUACCAACCUGGGGAGUGGCAUUCCCCGAUGAUUAUCUGCUUCGUUGUCAUUGGCUUUUGUUUGAUUAUUGCAUUCACCUUCUGGGAGAGAUACUUCGCGCCUGUGAAGUUCAUGCCUUGGGAGCUAAUCCAAAACCGGACUGUCUUCUUUACCUUCUCCAUGGUGGUGUCUCUGUAUCUGGCCUGGUAUAUCUGGGAUAGCUACUUCUAUUCUCUCUUACAAGUGAUGUUCAACCAAACCGUCACAGAAGCAACCUAUAUCUCCAACAUUUACACCAUGGGAUCGUGCUUCUGGUGCCUCGUCUUCGGAGCCAUCCUUCGCUAUAACGGCCGCCUCAAGUGGUGGGCCGUCUGCUUCGGUGUUCCUCUUACAAUUCUGGGAGUUGGCCUCAUGAUCAAGUUUCGCCAACCCGAUUCGAACAUUGGAUACAUCGUGAUGUGCCAAAUCUUCGUUGCAUUCGGUGGUGGCACCCUCGUCAUCUGCGAGCAGAUGACUGUCAUGGCUGUUUCCGCUCAGAGGAACAUCCCUGCUAUCCUGGCUAUUGAGGGUGUGGUUGCGGGUAUUGGUAGCGCCCUCGGGGGCACUGUUGCUGUUGCUAUGUGGACUGGGAUUUUCCCUGUCAAAUUAAAGGCACUUCUCCCUGCUUCUGCACAGGCAGACUUCCCUACUAUUUAUGGCUCCUUGGCUGCCCAGCAGUCGUACGCUAGAGGAACAGCUACUCGCGAUGCCAUUGACCACGCGUAUGGUGAGACUCAGCGACUCAUGCUCAUUACCGCUACUUGUCUUUAUCUUAUAACUUGGACUUCAUGCUUCUUUUGGAAAGAUCUUAAUGUGAAGAAGAUGAAGCAGCAGGUGCAUGGUAUUCACUUGUGA